This is a messenger RNA of Spodoptera litura, 2241 nucleotides long. It is a transcript of the gene Jabba, whose product is annotated as jabba. Lineage: Eukaryota; Metazoa; Arthropoda; Insecta; Lepidoptera; Noctuidae. The record is from RefSeq and is a predicted model, not a curated record.
CUCAUUAGCAGUUACUCAGUAAAAACUGAAAGGGCGAUACACGCGACGUUUUUUUUUUCUCUUUUUUUUUACAUACACUAACACAGUGAAUGAUUAAAAGUCCUUUGAUUUAUAUGAUAAUCGGCUUUAUUGGUGCUUGUUGUGAAGAUAUAUUAUGGAGCUAGUUACACUGGCUAAGGAGGUAUUCCAGAGUAUAGCGGAGCAUGCAGCGAGCUACCGGCUGGGGCAGUCGGUACUGAGGCACCUCGACCGCACACUAUGGGUCGUUGAGAAGUGCGCAAGAUGGGCCGUCCCGCCACCAUUGGAUCAGGACGAGCGUCCCCAACCAGAGUUAGUGCGGCCUCUACCAUGGGUGUUCUUCCUAGCACUCAUAGUGGCGUUGCGAAUCACCCGGGAGUCUAUAUCACUCAUCAAUCUUGUUAUGGGGAAACCGCCGCUGAGAUCUGCCGAUGUGGUGAUGUACAUACAAAGUCACCGUCGCUAUCUCCGCACACUAAAGUACCAGGGCAACAGAUUGAGUCGCGCGCGCACUAGUAGUGGCCAGCCGCGCCAGUCCUGGGCGUCCGCGCUACAUUCACUCUUCGAGUUCACCAUGUGCUUCCGACGACACUCACACCAUUAUGGCAAUAACAACAGCACCCAUGUCAGCAAUAAUGAAGAAGUUUUGGUGGUAAAGAGAAGUAAGCGCGGUCGUGAGCACGCGAGCCCCUCUGCAUCCACCAGCGAGACCACCAUGGAACGACUUAUUGAGAAGAUGAUGGUGGAUCUAGAUGCCGACUCUGAUGAAGACUCCAGUUUUACGUUGACCAACGUAACAAGUCCAAAGAGCGACAGGUCUGACUUCACAACAGAGUCGGACCAGGACACGAUAUAUCAAAACAACGUCUCAGACAAGGCGAAUGAGGAAAACGGUCCAGUCGACUCACCAUACUCACCCAACAUGUCCGAAGCUCCCUGCUCCACGCCCGAAAGAACUGAAGAAGUUAUCAAUGAACCCGAAUCUCCAGUAACAGAGAAGGAAGAAGAAAAAAUAGAAGAAAAAGAGAAGAUAGAAGAUUCUUCUACUGAACCAGAAGUACUUUCAGCCAAAGAACAAACACUAAGGUUCAUACAACAUGAGACAGCUCCAUCAAAAAUUCCCCGCUCACCGAACAAUGAACAGAAAAUCGGUACGAAAUUAAAGAUUUGGUCUAUUAAAAUGAAAGAGAAAUUUUCUAAGCAACAUCAUACGAUACUUGGAACCCCAGUAGCGGAGAAAGAUAGAAGAAACUCAGACUCGCAGGGUGGGAAGAAUUCAUCGUCGAACAGCAUGUAAGGAGGAUACAAAGUAAAUCUCACACAGUCAAUCAUGCGAUGCUGCCGUGCAGUUUGUGAAUAGUUUAAGUUUAUAUUUAACUGUUAAUUUUUUCGCUAAAAGCCGUUCACUAAAUUCACGUUGUCUAAAAUAAGGUUAAAAUACUAAUUUAAGUGAACUGUAAGUUAAUUCAUCCACUUUAAAUAUAUUCUUUAUUAAUUCAGACGUUUUAUCUUUUAAAAUAAUGUCAUUCUAAUCUAUUGUACAAUAUUACAUAUUCAUAUAUGAGCAAUUAUUGUCCAUUAUAAUGUCUGAAGAAGCACUUUUGUAACACAACAAAAUAUUGCACCGUAUUUAUAAUGCCGUAACGUCGGUAAUUGAAUGGCGUAUAUAAUAAGGCCUGUUUACAUCUCAAGGUAUUUGCAAUUGACAAGUAAAUUAACAUAAGAAACACACUGUAAUUAGUAAUGCCACAUUUUCAGGUUUUUCCUAUACUGAAAGUGUAAACUGGGCCUUAUUAUGAUUAUUACUUAUUUGUGGACAACAUCUGUUUGUCGUUGCGUCCAAGAACGAAUUUAUUUUAUGCAUUUUAUUAUUGAAUCUCGCAUUUUUUCCGUUCAUACGUAAACUACGUGUAAUUAAUAAAUGUUCAAGUCGGUAGACAAACUUAUAUAUUGAACAUUUUAUGAGACUUUAACAUAAUGCAAUCAUUCAUGUUAAAGUUUGUUCUUAUUUCAAAAUAAUAUACUUAAAUUCAUAUGCAUUUAUAGCAUUGUUUUAAAGAUUCCUCUCGAUAUUUCAUCUGAAUAAAUAGUCUUACAGUCGUCAUUUAUAAAUCAAUAAUUAAAUCAACAUUGGUGCAUGCAUGUUUUAUGUAACUUUAUGUAUAGUAAAUAGUCAAUUAUAAUAUUAAACAUUCACUAGAGAUAUAUAUGUAAUUUUUUAUU